Molecule: messenger RNA, 1976 nt
Organism: Melanaphis sacchari
Lineage: Eukaryota; Metazoa; Arthropoda; Insecta; Hemiptera; Aphididae
Gene: PH4alphaEFB
Product: prolyl 4-hydroxylase subunit alpha-1
Exons: 10
Biological process (GO): peptidyl-proline hydroxylation to 4-hydroxy-L-proline
Cellular component (GO): endoplasmic reticulum
Molecular function (GO): L-ascorbic acid binding; procollagen-proline 4-dioxygenase activity; iron ion binding
Source: RefSeq, a predicted model, not a curated record
UUACUCGGUCUUUUCCUAACGUUAUUUCCCCCGUCGACGUAUAUCAUUUCCGAUUCGGUUGUUCUCCUCCUUCGACAUCCGGCCACAGACUCCAGAGUCCAGUGCAUCGCCACUCAGUUUAGUCCUGGAUCGCGUCCGGCACACGCUCACCCGCUCCGCUGUAACCAGAAGCUUUUCUGCAUAUUUCCGCUGUCUGAAAGUUCAACGUCACGUCUUUGCGGAAUGCCCCCUAUAUGGGUGGCAUUGCCAUUAUGUUUGGCUCUAUGUACACCUCUACAAGGCGAAGUGUACACAGCACUCUCCGAAUUGGAAGAGUUGUUGGAUACCGAAUCUGUUCUUUUAAAAACGCUGCACCAAUACAUUUCCGAUCAAGAACAUAGAAUAGCAGUAUUAAAAAAACAUGCUGUGGAUUACGAAAAAGAACAUUCAAUUGCAGCCAGAGACGUAACUAAUUAUUUAUCAAAUCCGAUCAAUGAUUAUUUAUUAGUAAAACGAUUAACUAGCGACUGGCAUAAAACAGAAAAAUUGAUGCAAGAUCCAUACUAUGAAACUGCUAUGAAAAAUCUGACUCAAUAUCGUGAACUCCUUAAGUUCCCUACAGAUGAAGAUUUAACCGGUGCGGCAACUGCACUUAUUAGAUUACAAGACACGUAUAAACUCGACACGGCAUCGGUUGCUAGGGGAGAAUUGAACGGCAUUCAAUACAGCACUCAAUUAUCAGCUGGUGACUGUUUUGAACUCGGCCGCCAGUCGUAUAAUAGCUAUGAUUUUUAUCAUACAGAAUUAUGGAUGAAUGAAGCUUUAACAAGGCACGAACAAGAGAGAUCUAAUGUAACAGUUCGUUGGGAAAUCUUGGAGUAUCUUGCAUAUUCUAGUUUUAUGCAAGGAAAUUUGAAAAAAGCAUUAGAUUUAACUAUUGAAUUAUUAUCAAUACUUCCAAAUCACGAACGUGCAUUGGGCAAUCUAGCAUAUUACGAAGCUGCAAUAAAAAAUGGAACAACUGAAAUCGAUAAAAGUGAUCAAUCUCAAAAAGCUGUUUCUUCAACGUUAGAUCCUGAAGAACGAGAACGUUAUCAUAUGCUGUGUAGAAAUGAAAACUUAAUGUCAGUCCAAAUUAGUUCUCAACUUCGAUGUCGUUACACAAAUAAUAAUAGGAAUCCUCGUUUAUUAAUCGCUCCACUCAAAGAAGAAGAAGCUUAUCUCAGUCCUCGAAUAAUUCUUUAUCGAGAUGUUCUGUAUGACAAUGAAAUAGAAGUUAUUAAACGUAUGGCCCAGCCCCGACUUAAACGAGCUACUGUUCAAAAUUAUAAAACCGGUGAAUUAGAAUUCGCUGAUUAUCGAAUAAGCAAAUCGGCUUGGUUAAAAGAACACGAAGAUGUUGUAGUAGAAAAUGUUGCCAAAAGAGUUGAAGUGAUGACAGGUCUUACAACAGAGACAGCUGAGGAACUUCAAGUGGUUAACUAUGGAGUUGGCGGACAUUAUGAUCCGCAUUAUGAUUUUGCUAGAUCUGAAGAGACCAAUGCAUUCAAGUCCUUAGGAACCGGAAAUAGAAUUGCUACUGUUUUAUUUUAUAUGAGUGAUGUAGCUCAAGGAGGUGCUACUGUAUUUCCUUGGCUAGGCGUAGCACUACAACCUGUGAAAGGAACAGCUGCUGUAUGGUUUAAUUUGUAUCCAAGCGGAAAUGGGGAUCUUAGAACUAGACACGCUGCAUGUCCUGUACUUCAAGGCUCAAAAUGGGUGUGUAAUAAAUGGUUACAUGAAGUGGGGCAAGAGUUUAGAAGACUAUGUGAUCCUAAAGAGGAUAUACAAGAAACAAUAAGCAGAUAAUUUUGGAAAUAUUUAAUUUUUAUCAAUUAAUUUGGUUUUUUAAAUGAUUUGUCAUCUUAUUUAACAACGAUCAAUAUUCAACUUUUGUACUAUAUUGUAUCUACAAUACCUUUUUAAAUAUUGUGAUAAAUGUUUCUUUUUUACCUAAC